Protopterus annectens (West African lungfish) is the source of this 2634-nucleotide messenger RNA. It is a transcript of the gene CSRNP3, whose product is annotated as cysteine and serine rich nuclear protein 3. Gene Ontology annotation, cellular component: nucleus. Gene Ontology annotation, molecular function: sequence-specific DNA binding; DNA-binding transcription factor activity, RNA polymerase II-specific. Lineage: Eukaryota; Metazoa; Chordata; Ceratodontiformes; Protopteridae. The record is from RefSeq and is a predicted model, not a curated record. Gene Ontology annotation, biological process: regulation of transcription by RNA polymerase II. The transcript is spliced from 5 exons. Bases 314 to 2107 code for a protein of 597 amino acids.
GCAGCUUCAGGCUGGCUGAAGCUAAUCAGCAAGCAGGAGACACAGAGAGAAAAAAGCAAGAGAUGAGGCUUUGUGCAGAGCAUGGAACCUGACAUUCAGCAGUGAAGCAUACGGUAAUGGUACAGCCGGGUGAUGUGUGUAUGUAUUUUUUUUUCUUUCCUGUCAAAAGCAGCAACACUGCUAGCAAUAGCGGCAUGCCAGGUUUAGCAAGAUCCUCAUCAAUUUGGUUUCGACAAGGAAGGAGUGCAGCUGUAGGGGAGGAAAUGGAACAGAAAUGAAGCUGUACAGGUAAAGGAUUUAGAAACUCGCAACUAUGAGUGGAAUUCUAAAGAGGAAGUUUGAAGAAGUUAAUGAAACCUCCCUUUCCUCUUCACUACGGGAAUCUGAUGAUGAGAUUUCUAGCAGUGACAGUGCGGACAGUGCCGAUAGCAUCAACCCUUCCACAUCAAAUCAUUUCACUCCAUCAUCCAUUCUAAAAAGGGAAAAACGGAUAAGGACCAAGAAUGUUCGCUUUGAUUAUGUCACGGUUUACUAUUUCACCAGAAGACAGGGAUUCACUAGCGUUCCCAGCCAGGGAGGAAGCACAUUGGGUAUGUCAAAUCAUCACAGCUCCAUACGACAAUAUACACUUGGGGAAUUUGCCCUUGAACAAGAGCGAUUACACAGGAAAUUGUUGAGAGAUCACCUAAAAGAAGAAAAGCUAAAUUUGUUAAAAUUAAAGAUGACCAAAAAUGGCACAGUGGAGUCAGACGAAGCCAGCACCCUGACCCUGGAUGACAUUUCUGAUGAUGACAUUGAUUUAGACAACACUGAAGUAGAUGAAUAUUUCUUCUUACAGCCACUGCCAACAAAGAAACGACGUGCACUUUUACGGGCAUCUGGAGUGAAAAGAAUCGAUGUGGAAGAAAAGCAUGAGUUACGUGCCAUUCGGUUGUCGAGGGAAGACUGUGGCUGUGACUGUCAAAUUUUUUGUGAUCCUGAGCUAUGUUCCUGUAGCUUGGCUGGAAUUAAAUGUCAAGUUGACCGCAUGUCUUUUCCAUGUGGUUGCACAAAAGAAGGCUGCAGCAAUACUGCAGGUAGAAUUGAAUUCAACCCCAUUCGAGUACGGACUCAUUUUUUGCACACAAUAAUGAAGAUGGAAUUGGAAAAGAACAAAGAUCAACACAACAUAUUUGCCCUGAAUGGUUGUCAAAGUGAAGCAACUCUUCAAGGAAACACAACAACCUGUUCCCAGCCCCCAUUAGAAUAUUCCAUAGCAGAGACAUUUGGGACAGAAACAGAACAACAAACUGCUGUUUUGCACUUACAGUCAGCUGAGGAAAUGGACCAACAGGGAGAAGAGGACGAAGAGGAGGAAGAAGAUGCAAGUAGUUUCUGUAGUGGUGUUACAGAUUCAAGCACACAGAGUCUACCUGCAAGUGAAUCUGAUGAAGAUGAGGAGGAGGAAGAAGAAGAAGAAGAAGAUGAAAAAGGUGAGGGGUAUAGGGAAGAAAUACCAUCUUCUAUAGUUUCUCACACAGAGGUAGUGCCAAUUACAUCAGUUCUAUGCUAUUCUGAUGGAUCAACAAUGCAUGAGAACCAUAGUGAUAAUGCAUCCUACUAUGGGAGCUCUCCUGCUGUCUAUUAUCAGAUAGACAGUCAUUCGUCCUCCACUGCAGACCAGCCAUCGGAAGCAUACCGGGAGAUAGCAACAAAGAAGAAUGGGUCUCUUUCUCUUCUGCCUUAUAGCAUUGCAUCGGAACCGUACACUGACUAUGCACAAGUUGAACAUAGAUAUGGCAACCAUCAGUAUUCAGUAACAAAUCCAUCAGUUAUAGUCUGCUGUUCAUCAGAGCAUGACAGUACUGCUCAAUGUAAUGGAGUGUACCAUGAGCAGAAUGGAGUGUACCAUGAGCAGAAUGGAGUGUACCAUGAGCAGAGGCACAGUCACCCUCACAUGGAACUUCAGACCUAUUUGAACAAUGCUUCUGAAGAUGGAUAUGGUUUACCUCCAAAUAGUAAUUGUGACUCCUUUGAUCAUUGCACUGACAAUUCCAAAGGCCUUUCAGAUGGCAUUAAGUCACAUGACAGCAUUAAAUCCUCGGUGGUUGAAACAGUUUCUGUUUAGAAUAUUUAGUGUUUUCUCAAAUGGGUUGUAUGCUUAUCUCUAUAGACCUCCAAAAAUACAGCUGUUAUUCUAUGAUCAGGAGUAAUUUAAAGCACCAAGAAAACAAACCUUGCCUUGGUUAAUGCUUUAGUUAAGUGUUUUAAACCAUAUUUGUUACAUUGUGCAAAAAUAUUAAUUUAAGAAGUACACAACAUUCAAUUUUGAGUCUUGUGUUUUGGUAGAUUAUGUUAAAAAUGUACUGAUCCUUCAAAGCAGCCUACCUGCCAUACAUAUUCUCUAACUGGAAAAUGAAAUGUCAGCUAGAUUAAAGGUCUAUAGUUUCACAUGCUUUGUUCCCAGGUCCAUACUAGGCUGUUAAUUGGUGCUUGAAAAUGAUCAUUCUAAGAUUUUGAAGCUGGAGACGUAUUAUAAAAUAUUUUGUGUACAAGUGGCCAUUGUGAAAAAAAAUGUUUUGCUGCAUAUGUGCUUUAAAUUCAUUGUAUUUUUUAAUGUUCAUGUUUGGAUAUAAAUUGUUAGCAUGUUCCUGA